AUGGUGGCAGCUGUGCUGUUGUACUUCCUGUUGGCGAGUCCGGCAGCAGCGGCGCCGGCUGACCACGAAGUCGUCAGUCUUCCCGGACUUCCCAAGCAGCCCAGCUUCAAGCACUACUCAGGCUACUUGAACGUGGCAAGUGGCAAGCAUCUACAUUACUGGUUCGUGGAGUCUCAGAGCUCGCCGUCCUCUGAUCCAGUGGUUCUGUGGCUGAACGGCGGUCCGGGAUGCAGCUCACUGGACGGGCUGUUGACAGAGCAUGGACCCUUCCUGGUGGAGGAUGACGGCGUCACCCUGAGACCCAACCCCAACUCCUGGAACAAGAUUGCCAACAUGUUGUACCUGGAGUCCCCACCGGGGGUGGGCUUCUCGUACUCAGACGACGGUGCCUACGCCACUAAUGACACGGAGGUGUCUAUGCUCAACUACUUGGCGCUGAAGGAGUUUUUCCGGCUUUUUCCUGAGCUGAGCGCCAACGGGCUUUUCCUGACUGGAGAGAGCUACGCCGGAAUUUACGUGCCCACGUUGGCCGAGAGGGUCAUGGAAGAUGAGGACCUAAACCUGCAGGGCAUAGCGGUGGGCAACGGGAUGUCCAGCUACGAGCUGAACGACAAUUCUUUGGUGUACUUCGCGUACUACCACGGCCUGCUGGGGAGUGGCCUGUGGAGCCGCCUGCAGAUGCACUGCUGCCGGGACGGCCGCUGCGACUUCCACCAGAACCCCGACGCCAACUGUUCAGCCGCCCUGGCCGAUGUCCAGGGCGUGAUCUAUAACUCAGGACUUAACAUUUACAACCUCUAUGCGCCGUGUCCAGGCGGCGCCCACCGCAGGUUCAGUGUGGAGGAAGGCCAGCUGGUGGUGCGUGACCUGGGCCACUUCUUCAUCCAUCAUGUGGGGACGCAGAUGUGGAACAAGAAGCUCCUGAGCCUGGCAUCCCGCGGCACCCCCGUGCGCCUGGAUCCGCCCUGCACCAACUCCACAGCAGCUAGCCGUUUCCUCAAUGACCCACAAGUGCGACGCGCCCUGCACAUCACCAACGCUUCACCCCAGUGGACCAUCUGCAGUUCCGAGGUGUAUCUCAACUACGGCCGACUAUACCAGGACGUCAGGAAGCAGUACCUCAAACUUCUGUCCGCACUGAAGUACCGUGUGCUGGUGUACAACGGUGACGUGGACAUGGCUUGUAACUUCAUGGGCGAUGAGUGGUUCGUGGAGUCCUUGAACCAGCAGGUGCAGGUUAAUCGUCGCCCGUGGCUGUACGAGGAUGAGGGAGAACGGCAGGUGGGCGGCUUCGUCAAGGAGUUCGCCAAUUUGGCCUUCCUCACCAUCAAGGGUUCAGGUCACAUGGUGCCGACGGAUAACCCUGUGGCGGCGUUCACAGUCUUCUCCCGCUUCAUCAAGAAGGGACCUUUCUGA
Molecule: messenger RNA, 1416 nt
Organism: Nerophis lumbriciformis (worm pipefish)
Lineage: Eukaryota; Metazoa; Chordata; Actinopteri; Syngnathiformes; Syngnathidae
Source: RefSeq, a predicted model, not a curated record